AUGUUUUUCAAUGUUAAUGGAAUAUCUUUCAUGUCUAGAGACGUACGACAAGUGCUCAACGAAAUUCCUAGAAAAUUGUGUUUAAAACUCCACCCUUUUGGUGCUCCCCCAUUCUCUUCACCAUCGGAAAACGAUAAUUCAUUUCACGCCACUAUGUCAUGCUCUCUCCCUUAUCACGCUCAAUCACUUUUCAAUGCGAAUCAGAUCAGGGCACACAACAAGUUCUCAACGAAAUGCCUGAAUAGAUUGUGUUCGCAACUCCUCCCUGUCAUUUCUCCCCUCGUUACCUACACCAUCGAAAAAGGCUUGGUGUUUAACCUAUUUGGUGGUGGCUAUGGAAACUCCAAAACGAGAUCUUCCCCACAAAAACCUGUUGAAGCUUUUCUCUACCUCUCUACUGUCAAACCACUUUUUUUUGUUAAUGUUUGGGUGUGUUUGGGGUAUCUUUUCAAAGGGCAAAAGGACUUUUGGGAAAAGUUCCAAAAAACCAGAUUUCAAGGAAUUGUACUUAAGCGUUCGAUGUUUAUGUAUGUGUUUGUAACGAUCAUUUUUCGAGAAGAAGAAGAGAAGUGGAAGAAGGAGAACUUGAGUACCUUGAGCUCAUAG
Lactuca saligna is the source of this 606-nucleotide messenger RNA. The record is from the annotation of a GenBank genome assembly. NCBI's taxonomy places the organism in Eukaryota, Viridiplantae, Streptophyta, Magnoliopsida, Asterales, Asteraceae.